Hordeum vulgare subsp. vulgare (domesticated barley) is the source of this 1155-nucleotide messenger RNA. RefSeq names its product mitochondrial metalloendopeptidase OMA1-like. Lineage: Eukaryota; Viridiplantae; Streptophyta; Magnoliopsida; Poales; Poaceae. The coding region runs from base 1 to 1155 and encodes 384 amino acids. Gene Ontology annotation, cellular component: membrane. The transcript is spliced from 3 exons. Gene Ontology annotation, molecular function: metalloendopeptidase activity. The record is from RefSeq and is a predicted model, not a curated record.
AUGAGCGCCUUGCUCAGGAAUCUGCGCCCCGCGCUGCUCCGGUCCAAGCCGGCCGUCCGAACGCCUGUUCCGCCGCCGCCGACCGCCAGCCGCUGCUACCACUCGCCGUUAACGCGGCGAUCUCACGAGGCCCCGCAACCGCCCGGCCUUGGCCGCUUCUUCCGCCGUGACUCCGACUCUCUCGUCCGUCGACAACCGCAGCCGUCGCUCCCACGCCCACGGUGCUACUCCUCCAGGCGACCGAGAAGUCCCUCCUCCGUGAAAUUCCAAAUCGGUCUCGCGGGGGUCGUCAUCGUCGGCGGCGGGGUGGCCACCAUCUGCUACGGCACCUUCGAGACCGUGCCCUACACCAACCGCCGCCACUUCGUCGUCCUCACGCACAACGGAGAGCUCACGCUCGGCGAAUCGCAGUUCGACGACGAGAAGAAGAAGCUGGGAGACAAGGUCCUCCCUCAGUCCCACCCUGACUACGUCCGUGUCAAUGCCGUUGCCACCAAGAUCAUCCGCGCCGCAUGCCGCACCCUUGCCACCGGCCAAGGCGACGAUAAGCACCUCGAAACAUGGGUCGGCAACGCGCCGCCGUGCCCGGCUCCACAGCCGAUGACCAAGCAUCUCGACGGGUUCAAGUGGGAGGUCAUCCUCGUCGACAACAAGCAAGUGAACGCCAUGUGCAUGCCCGGUGGCAAGAUCAUAGUCUACACCGGACUGCUCCAAAAGUUUAACACCGACGCUGAGAUCGCCACGGUGCUAGGGCACGAGGUUGCGCACGCCGUUGCAAGGCACGCCGCAGAGGGGCUCACCAAGAACAUGUGGAUUUUGAUGCUCGCGGUUUUCCUCCAGAUCUUUAUCGAUGCGCCAAAGCUGAUUGAUAAUCUCACCGAAUACCUCCUCAGGCUGCCUUUCUCACGAAAGAUGGAGAUAGAGGCGGAUCACAUUGGAAUCCUGCUGCUUGCUGCCGCUGGUUUUGAUCCACGCAUAGCCCCUGCCGUCUACGAGAAGCUAGGAAAGGUCGGUGGGAAUUCAUCAUCGUUGAAAGAGUACAUCUCUACUCAUCCUUGCAGCAAGAAAAGAACGCAGCUUUUAUUGGAUGCCAAGGUCAUGGACAAAGCGAUGGCGUUAUAUACAGAAGCAAGAGCCAGAAAAAGAAGAAAUUGA